Mollisia scopiformis is the source of this 1175-nucleotide messenger RNA. RefSeq names its product S-adenosyl-L-methionine-dependent methyltransferase. Gene Ontology annotation, molecular function: methyltransferase activity. NCBI's taxonomy places the organism in Eukaryota, Fungi, Ascomycota, Leotiomycetes, Helotiales, Mollisiaceae. Bases 109 to 1059 code for a protein of 316 amino acids. The record is from RefSeq and is a predicted model, not a curated record. The transcript has 5 exons.
AAAACAGCAUUAACCCACCUACGAGGAUGAGUGCAACCACGGACAAGCUACAACGAGAUGCCCCGGAUUCAGAUGUUGUGACGAUAAGCACGACCGACUCAGCAAUUGAUGCAGGUGUCAACGACUCGACAACUGGUCAAGAGACGGACUCGGAGUGUGCGCUCCAUUCUAAGCUCUCUCGGGUCCCUCCAACUCGAUGAUAUACUCCAGCAUGGCCAUCGAUAUCAUGGCAGUGACAGUGUUCUCCUCCCAAACGACGAGUCCGAACAGGAUCGUCUCGACCUCCAACAUCACAUCCUAAAAAUGUGUCUCGACGGCGAACUUACUGUAACGAAUCUGCCUACUUCCUCACAACAUAUCUUCGAUGUUGGAACUGGGACUGGCAUCUGGGCAAUUGAGGCAGGGGACAAGUACGAAUCUGCGCAAAUAACUGGCGUGGAUAUAUCACCCAUACAACCAGUUUGGGUUCCCCCAAACGUGAUGUUCGAAAUAGACGAUAUAACGAAACCAUGGCAUCGAACCAAAGACUCGAUAGAUUUCAUUCACAUUCGGAAUAUGGUCGGCAGUAUCCGAGAUUGGAAGGCGUUGUUUGCAGAAGCUCUUGAGCAUCUCAAGCCUGGUGGGAGGAUUGAGGUAACGGAUAUCAGAACGAAGUUUGAAUGUCUGGACGGCACGUUUGAGGAGAGAGGAAAGGCGUGUAAGGAGUGGGCCGACACUUUUCAUGAGAUCGCGAAGGGCAUGGGGAUGGAUUUCGAUCCUACCCCAAAUGUUCCGGAUUGGCUCAAGGAAGUGGGAUUUGAGCACGUUCAUUUGGAAUCGAGGAUCAUACCUGUGGGACCAUGGCCCAAGAACAAGAAGUUAAAAUAUUUAGGAGCAUACUAUCUAUCACAUAUGUUAGAUGGAGGAAUGGAGAACUACUCGAUGAUGUUGUUCACAAAAGCAGGUUGGGAAGCAACAUCUGUACAUGCAUUACUUGGCAAAGUAAGAACAGAACUAAAAGAUCCAGGGAUGCAUACCUUUACAAGAGCAUGUUUCGUGACAGGGCAGAAAAGGCUCUGAUCUAUGCAAUCUUUUAUGUUCGCAUGCGUACUUGCUUCUUACUUUGGAUCCCACCUUUCGAAGAUAUUUUUGAACCAUUGGGUAAGGUGUUCGGAGUCUGGAGUUAGGUGAGCUGA